Cygnus olor (mute swan) is the source of this 4855-nucleotide messenger RNA. RefSeq lists its product as uncharacterized. The record is from RefSeq and is a predicted model, not a curated record. Gene Ontology annotation, cellular component: plasma membrane. The coding region runs from base 403 to 1974 and encodes 523 amino acids. NCBI's taxonomy places the organism in Eukaryota, Metazoa, Chordata, Aves, Anseriformes, Anatidae. Gene Ontology annotation, molecular function: fibroblast growth factor receptor activity; fibroblast growth factor binding. The transcript has a single exon.
UGUAAAAAAAAGAACAUUUUGCCAUUGAGUUUGAAGCCCAGAUUUUAGCCAAGGACACUUAGAAAAAGGGUGAACACCGCGAGUGUUUAAAAUCUUUGGGUGAAACUGCUCUGUGGGUCCAAAGCAGCAUAGUAGGUGGUCAACACAAGCACGUGAGAUAUAGCAGCAUCCAGAAGACCAUUUCUCAGCUGGAGAUACUCAUUGUCUUUGUGCACUCAAGGAGGCUAAUGGAGCUAGGAUCCACCUCGGGGAAAUGGCACUGAGGUUCUGCCUGGUUCAGAAAGUAAGUGGAGAUGGGCAUGUGGGUGUGUGUGUUGUGUGUGUAUCCCCUCCAAAAUGACACGCUUCACCAAAAGCUGGAGUGCUCAUAAAACUAACCCCACUGUAGCGCCUUGAACCACAAUGGCAUGUGCGGAUGGAGUGUGGCUCCCCAGAAAGUCUCGUCUUCUUGCCAACUCCAUCUCAACCCUUUCCCUCAUCAGAGAGGAAACGAUAACCACUGUGGUGAAGAGCCCAAGGCAAAGGGGAAGGGUUUCUCCUGCCCGUUCUUCUUCAGGUCAUUCACCUUCCCGCUCUCCGAGAGCGGAGCCAACUCCAGAGCCAGUUUACGUUUCAAAGAUCAGGCAGCCUGUCCACAGACAUGAGCAAGAGGCAACAUCGAAGUCUGCUGUCCCCGUGCUUUAUGUCACAGAGCCCGAGAACAAGCAAGGAGCAGCAGCAAGAGAAAUCACAGAGACCAAGACAGAAGAGCAAAAGCCCAAAUGGGUUGAAGUAGAAGAAAUAAUUGAAUUCAAGGUGAAAAAAUUACCAAAACCUGCAAGGAAAAGAGGAUCUUCUCCAGCAAAACAAGAAAAAGAUGACUCAGGGGUGUUAACAUUCACUUUUCCCAGCUCAAGGCCUAGGCAUUCCCCAGAUGAUGAUCCAAACACAAACAAUUCCAACAAUAAACUGGUGGAACAGUCAAAAUCUUCUUUGCCUAAAGACAGUCUCUCUGAAGUUGACAUCCAGCCCCUGGUUUAUGCAACAGAUCAGGAAGGACCUCAAGUCAGCAGCGAGGACAGAAGUUCCCCGUGUGGGUCUGAACAACUAGGCAAUAAUUCAUUUAUCGAUUACGGAACUGAAGGAAAGAGCAGCCCACAGGAAGCGAGCGCUCACUGUGGAUCAGGUGUCGAUUCCCCACUGCUUGCCUGCGGGGGUGAGCCCUUGAUCUUCAGCUUUGAGACCACUGCUGCAGACGAACACCAACUUCUGUUCUCACCAGCGAGCGCCGAGGUUAAAGAAGAGGAGGAUGAAUUAGACACAUCUUGGCCUGUUGAAGAGGGAGUACCCGAAGUAGUGCCAGAUGUCCUUCCAGAGGAGGAUAAUGUCAUCAUAGUUGAGGAACCAGAAGAACUACAGACAGAAGACAUUAGCACCCGGGACCGCAAAAUCUUAACCCACAAUGGCAAAGUAUUAACUUUGGAGGAUCUUGAAGACUAUGUUCCUGAAGAAGGCGAGACCUACGGGUGUGAUGAUCAGAACCAGACAGCAGACAAACCGUGUGAGAUCUCUGUGCUCCAGACAGAGAUUAACGAGCCAACGAUUGGAAAGCCAGUGCUGCUGAACCUGGGGCGACCCGUGGUUUCCAAGCCCAGGCAAAGAUUUUUCAGCAAGUUUGAGGAGCACGUUCCUGGGGGCAUGUUCGUGUCGGCAUCUAGAGUAACUGGUGUGCAGUCUGUAGGCCCCUCAAACAUCUCUUUCCACGUGAGUGAUACCUGCAUGGCGGUGACGCCCGGAGUGCACGCAGCAACAGCAGCGGCUUCUUCUGGUCCCUCCUUUACAGUGAAACCAUCUUUCUGCACUGAAGUCCAGCUCUCGGCAGACAACGGACAGUCGAGUUUUAAAACUGAAGUUUCCACAAGAACCCUCAGCUAUGGGACUGUUGGUGAGCCUGUUACGCUGCACAUCAGCACAGAAGACCUCUCCCAAAGCUGAGCAGAUACAAGCAUAAUUUUUAACACAAAAGAAAAGCAGAAAAAAAAAAUCAAAACUGUUGUAGGUGAGGAGAAUUGGUGGCAAUGAUUACACGGUAACAUGUAUGAGGGAAUACCUUUGAAAAAAAUGUAUUUAAAUAUGAGUUUUUCUAGUCUUAAAGGGAACAUGUAUGUCAGUUUGGUAAUUUUAAAAGCUUUGAUCGAGGUGAACAUAUAUCAUUCCAGAGUGGAGCCGUGGUGAUAGGUUUAAGAAAAGCCUGAUUCUCCUACCUGUGACACAAAUAUAAAUAAGUGCUUUUUUGUUCGUGAACAUAAAAAUUAUUUCACAUGCCAACUUGUAAAUUAUAGUGUGGCAAGAAGGUGAAAGUACCUAAGCUUUUCAGCAUCCUUCAGCAGCCAGAAUAGGAAGACUGUUUACAGCUAAAGCGAUCUCCUGUCACGGUGUGCACCUGAAGGUCGUGGAGUUUCUCACUGCUUUGACACCAAUUAGCUCUGCCAAAAUUUUCUUCAUAAACCUUUCAACAUGCACAGUCUGAUUAAAUUAUUAUGAACUUCUGCCACAGAAUGAAAUAACUACGAAAUAUUACAUUUACUAGGAAUGCAAAGGGCUGCUCAGACCUUUCAGUUGAAAUUCUAACUUGACUGAAGUCAGCGGUCAAAGUCCCACUGACUUGAGGAGGUCAAGGAUUUCAUUGCUCUCUUCUGCAUUGAGUUAAAAAAUAAAUAAAUAAAAAUACAAGAAAAAAUACCAUAUUUAAAAUGACAGCUAUGUUCAAGUCCACUUCCUAGUUGUGUAAAGAUGUAGGUUUCAUUUUCUCUGCAUUCUAGUGUAGUGGAUUUAUGACCCAUACCUUUUAAAAUACAGAUUUACUUAAUGCUCAGCAAAAGAUUAAAGGGCUGCACAAAAUGACUUCUGUAUCUAUAAUCAAAUGCUAACACACACAGAGAACCACAAAUGUGGUCUUUGUCAAUAAAUAUUACUGGUAGAAUAAUCUGGUAUAUUUGGUCUCCUGUCCAUGCCAGUGGUGAAACGUUGCUGUUAGCAGAUUGAUGGAUAACGUCUCCUAACAUGUUAAAAGGAAUUCACCACUGAGCAGCAGGAGCACAAACACAGUUAAAACCAAAACAAAGCAACAGAUCUUUACCAUAAAUGUCUGGCUGAAGAAUACACCUGUUGAUAAUAUUUUGGGCUGCUUGGAAGCACUGCCAGGUACAAUUGCAUCACGUUACUGUAACCACGUAUGUUGAACUGCACUGUAGAUGUCACCCUUACUGCCUUCUGUUGAGUUUCUCUGGAGCUUUGCAGCAGGAGAGCUGAUUGCGAGGGGAAGGCUGAGAUGCACCGGGCAUGGCUCAUUCAUUCCUGUUGGCUUCACCAAAAGUGGAAUUUGCACAAACCUUCAACAAGUUGCUCAGCCCUGGGAAGAAAUGAGCUCAUAGGCCCAAAUACUGGUCCCAGUUGAAGUCAACUGGAAUUUGUCAUUGAUCUCAGUAGGACCAAGCACUGGCCCUCUCCAUCUGACAGAGGUAUGGGGUGAAAAGUCCCAACACCUUGUCCCUGCUGAGUUGUGUGGCCGUGUCAUAGUAGAAAAUGUUUUCAUUUAGAUGGUGCAGGGAAACCAGAAUGCUCAGAUGCAGCUGAAUUUCUAACUAGCAUGAAGAGAGAGGAUUGAGUGAGUUUUUGCCUUGGAAAUGUUGGUGUGUGAUGUUCCGUCUCAGUGUUUCCCAGCUAGGUAAUAUUGUGAAACUUGUUCUGGAGUCCCCCAGGCAAUAUUCCUGCUAACAGGGACUGAAUUUACAAAAGGUGCUUGUAGAAAAGAAUGCAUUUUUUUUUUUCUUCUGUGGCUGCACCUUGAUCAUGUGGUGACUGAAAUUAAUGCAUUUCACAGCCUUUUUCAUUUCAAUAUCCAGACAGGAUAUUAUGUGUAAUACCACGUGAACCACCCUCCAGAUAUAGGUUGCUUUUCCAGUGAUUGCAUAUGGUGAAAGAAAUGAAGCCUCUUUUAUGUUACUCUUCUGUUUUUGAUAACAACUCCUUGGUUUAUACGGUUUGUUUUAUAAUUAAGCAAUACAAUGGAUAUAUAUUAGUGCUUCUUUCAUAUAUUGCACUGUAUGUUGGAAAGUAGCAGACAUACAACAGGGAAAUAUUUUUGAAACUGAAAGUGUUUCUUUCAUAUCAGACCUGAUUCUGUUCUCAGUUAUUCAAGUAUCCAUACAGAAUAAUUCCACGGGAGGAAGUGAAUUUCAUUUGGAUUUAUGUAGAUACUGCUAACAAAUGAAUUUGCUCUAUAUUAGUCUUUAAAAACAUAAUAUUAACCCAAAGAUAGUAAAGAUGCAUAAAGGAAUGCAGAGGUUCCUCCUGAUGUGCUUGAUGCUCAGGUAUUUUUUUUAAGAAGCUAGAAAGCUGCAGUUCAGAUGGUCAUAGAAAAAAUACUCAUUAGCCCAAAAUAAUUAACAUCUGUUUACACUUUCUUUUGAAAUUUAAGCAAAAGAAAAUCAAUUGAAAAUAAUGUUUAAAAUCUUUAUAUAGAACUCUGUUCAAAAAAUGAAAGGUUUAUGAGAAGUCCAUCACAUAUUUUUUCAAAAUAUUUUCCUAGAGGUUAAAAAUUAUGCUUGUAAGUGAUUAAACUGUGUAGAUAACUAAUGAGAUGUGUGGGGGUUUAUUUCUUGUAGAUGAAAACACAGCUGUAUUAAAAUUUUAAUACAAUGUUUUACCAUAAUUCCUGCAGGUAUUAAUAAAGUGGAAACUUCAGUUUGCUUGAGAUACAUAAAAAAAAAAAAAAAAAAAAAGGCAAAUCAAAUGCAAGAUAUGCUGUUAGAUGCUGAGUUUAUAUCAAUAAAUGUCUUGCAUCGGCUGUCACUAAACUUGCUGGUUUUGUCUU